This is a messenger RNA of Toxoplasma gondii ME49, 5983 nucleotides long. Its product is annotated as Toxoplasma gondii family E protein. The record is from RefSeq and is a predicted model, not a curated record. The transcript has a single exon. NCBI's taxonomy places the organism in Eukaryota, Apicomplexa, Conoidasida, Eucoccidiorida, Sarcocystidae. The coding region runs from base 522 to 4820 and encodes 1432 amino acids.
GUCCAGCUCGCAUCGACUCGUCUCGAAAACAAGUCUGCUCGCUGAUUUCGAUACCCUCCCGAACCCUUUCCAAUAAAAGCCUGCCAACGGCUCUGUCGGGCGGGGCCUUCAACUAAAUUACUCCCGCGAGUCGUCGAGUAGCCAAGCCGCGCCCGCAUCCGUGCGGGGCUGCUACAUAACCCUCCGGGCAGUUGCUGUCGUAGACCCACCAGCGAGCCGACAAAUGAAAACAACACUUGAUCCCGUUGUAUUCCAUUACGGGUGUUGAGGAAUCCACUAAAUCGUCCCACUUGGUACCUCUGUAGCGGGCUCUUACGCUGUCAUCCUGAAAGCCAGAAGUUAAAGCCCGCGAGGCACAGACCCUCGAUGCUGCCUCGGAACCGAAGUUCCUGAGUGCCGGGAAGUAGCGCAGGUUGUCAUUCUCCCUAAAGUCGGUUUCUUUUCGUCUUGAAGAUGGUGGGAUUAGCACGGCUGUGAGAAAACGUUGCAUGGUCUCGUUCGUCUCCUAGGCGUUGUUCACCAUGAGCAGCCCGGGGCAAACAUCCUUGGCGUACGCCGAGACAGCGGGCUUAAGGUCUGGUAAGAGUACCCAUUCUUCGCCUAGUGAAAAGGAACUCGCGCUACAUAUAGAAUUGGAACAGACUGUCAUUCCAACUCAAGCUCUGCAGACACGUCAAUACGCUACUAUCUCCCCCCAGUUGUCCGACCUAAAGACCGUAGUUCAAGACUCACCGGCGACAGGGGGGUCUCGACGAAGCCGUCGUCGUUUGACAAAAUCUACAUUGUCUGGUCGUCAGGAUACGCGACGACAAAGCCGUACGGAGCUUAGACUUCUGUACGUGUUUCUGACUGUUACCCUCGGGAUCUAUCUUACCAAAUAUCUUUCUCGAUGUGUCUUGCCGCCCCGGCCUGCUGGCCUGAGUUCAAACACAACCCUUCCUGGCCUGCAGCACCGGAAAGCUGGCUCCCCGCUUUCAGACUCACUGUCUUCUUCAUCAGGCAGGGUUCGUCGUCUGGCGGCGUCAGAGGGAAGCGGCGGCAGUGGUGAAUAUCCGGGAGAUACGGGAUCCCGGACAGGGAACAAGCACCCGUUUUGUCAGCCACCACGGCCGACUCAGGCCGCCUCUCCACCACCUGAACAUGCCCUAGACGGUUUGGCCCCGAAAACGUCAGGCGGCCAGGCUUCAGAAAGUUCUUCAGGUGCUUCAUCUCUUGGGUCGUCGUUGAGCAGCGACAUUCAUACGCAGUCGUCUAGAUCGGAUAAUGACCCCGAUGCUGUCGCGAUUCGCAAUAUAGCUAGCCUUGUCCUGGCAGCGGCCGCUGAAGCGUCCGACGCGUUGCCCAAGCUCAAGAGCGGCGGCGACGGAGUGAGAGACGCUCUACAACGUCUGAUGGAAAUAUACGGUCACCUAGUGAACCAGGCCGAUGCUGCUGAAAAGCGAAAUGCAGAUGGCCGCGCAGAUGAGGGCUCUACGAUAGUGAAAUGCGAUUUUAGGAGGGGUACCGGGGCAGGACAACAUCCCCCAAUUUCAGAAAACAUGCGACCCCCUCAGCCUCGGGAAGCCAGUGGAGGGGACGGCGCCCUGACGCCUGGCGACUCGUGGCAGGCACAGAACCGUAGACUGAACAGACCUGGCCUUUCUGGACUUUAUUCGAGGUAUAGACAAGGUUUUUCGUUGGGAACAAUUAUGGAGACAGGUAGUUUGGAGGAACAGAGAGGAGAGGGCGACAUCGAAUUACUGACGAAGAGUGCGCAGUCACUUUUCGCGAUGGGCAGGAGUGGUGAAAGUGACAGAGACAUGAACUCCCCUCUGGCAGAGGCGAUGUCAAUCGUCGGUUUAGGCGAACUGGGAAGUGGCUGGAAUCCAUUUUCGUCGGCACGAAGCACAAGCGAGGCAUGGCGCCAGAUCUUUUCGGGUCCAAAUGGUGAACCAGAGACACCAUUUGAAGAUGGCGACGGGGCGACUAGUCAGACCAACAAGCGAUCAUACAGCGAUGUCCUGAAACAUCCUUCGCGGUCACAGUCGGAGCCCCCGAAGAGCAGAGCGGCAGGACGACAACAACUGGGGAACGCAGUGGCUGUGCCACGACAACAGAAACCAUCGUCGGCCCGUCGACAGUCCGCCACUAGCCGAGACGCCUCAGAUGAGCGACACCAUUAUCCCAGUGGACCUCGAGUGCCAGGACGAAGGCCCACCAACCGCUUCGAAAGCAUCGAUCGCUCCGCUUCUUAUAGGAGAGGAGGUGCGAGACCAAGCCUCCCCUCUAGGCCUCCACCAAAGCCUCCGCUGCCACAGAUAUCAAAAGUGGGUUUUGGCGCCUCAGGAACGCCCGUGCAACGGGGCGCCAGUCAGGGAGGGACGCCAUCAGGGUCUGAGAAACGCGAUGGUGGAGAGCCGUCGAAGGACGUCAAAGGACAGGGCGAGGAUGCAGGGCAACCCGGUGCUAGCGGAGGGCCACUGGGGGGUGCUGGAGGGGGAGGGCGCCGGCCUGGCGACGACGAGCGGGACGACGACAAGCGGAGGAAGGGUAAGGGAUCGUCGAGCGGUGGCGGGGAGAAGAAGAAGGAGGAGCAGGAGAAGAAGGCGAAGAAGGAGAGGGAUCAAAGGGAGGAGGCGAAGAAGGAGAGCAAACCGGUGGACGGUCGCGAGGCGAGGGGAAAAGAGGUGAAACAAGGAGGUGGCGGCUUGAGCAGUGACUCAGGCAAAGGAUCGACUGGUGAAAAGGCGGGGAAGAAGAAGGCGAAAAAAGACAGGGGCAGGCGGGCGAUUGAAGAGACUGUCGGAGACGUUACUGAUGCAGGGGUGACGAGUGAGGCGACGGGUGGGGUUCCGAAAGAAGCAGAACCGCAACAGGACAGUGAUGACAGGGGUGUGCACGGUGGUGGCAGAGGAGGUGAAGGUCCAGGAUCAGCUGGGGUGUCUGAGACUGACGGUGUUGUGCACCCUGAGGGAGGCGAUGAUGGUUCCAGUCCUGAAGGGGUAGAUCAGAGUCAGUGUCAGAAAACAGGCUCGGACAAGGGGGGCAGCAAGCAACAAAUGACGAGCAGCGAGAAACGAAAGAAGAGAGGGGCUAGCGGGCGCCAGUCCAGACAGACGACGACAGGAGCAGGGCAGCAGCCAGGGGGCUUCUCCGAAACAAGAACCGACACGACGGUGGCAUCAGGCACAGAGACAAUGGCAACAGACAGACGCGCAGAAGAUGGUGACUCAAAGGCAGACGACGAUGGGCAGGGCGCCUUGCAGGGCCCGCCAGCUGGGGCAGAGAAGGACGGCGGAGAAGACGCUGAGUCUGAAGAGGCCGGUGGAAAGGAUGCCGCUGGGGCCGGCGAGGCGGACGAUGAGUCCGCCGCAAAGGAGGCACUGCGAACAGGAGCAAGACCCAAAACGUCAUCCGCGAUAAGCAAACGAAAACAGAAGAAGCGGCCACAGAGGACUGAACUGCCGGUGCAGUCUGAGCCUCCAUCAAUAGGCAGUGAAGAGGAGGCAACGACGCAGACACGCGGCAGAGCGCGACAACGCACACUGCGUGAUGCCAGAAGGGGGGGACCCGUGAGUGGCCACGAGGCUUCUAAAGGGAUUGUGGGGUCUACUGACAGCAGGCGAGGGGCCGGGGGACAGAGUUCUGAUCGUGUGUCGGGAAAAGGGUCGAGGCUCCACGGAGAAAAGGCGUCGCAGGUCCCGUCUACGAUUGUCGACGCCACAGCCGCUAGUCUGCACCAGAAGCUGAUGAAAUUGACAUCUGAGUACUGGUCAAUUCGGGAGCAGAUAGAGGAAGACCCUGAGACAAAGCACGUUUUGGAUGUUUUUCGCAUGCGACAUUUGUCGGUCGAGUUGACAGAUGUGAAAUAUUUCUACGCUCUAUCCAGGAGUGUCCUGCUGGAGGUUGAAACCAGCCAUAAAUUGGGCGUCUUGCUGGAGGUGGCGAACGGGUUCCACAAAAUGGAGAUGGAACAGAAGCAAGGGCAGCAUGGUGGAGCUGAGGACAACAGCAGGGCGACUUCAACGGAUGAAGAGUCUCUCCUUUCGCAUGUUGUGACGGAGCUUGUCGCCGCUUCCAACGAGGCCAGUCUCCGGGCAUUCCAGUUACUGGAAGCGGAGAAAUGGUACAGAGGCUAUCACAUAAUACACAAAUGUUUGCCGCCAUUUCCGAAUGUUGUUCUGUCAUCACUGUUUCAAACAGAACACACUCCUAAAUCGGAUGCAAGUGAAAAUGUAGCUGGGGGACAUACAAUUGAUAUAACCAACCCACUGGACGAGGUUAAGAAUCUGCAAGACAGCCUAUAUGAGUGGCAAUCCGCUGCCGAAUCUUCCCUCUCAGGUAUCGAAAAAAAAUGGUGGAUCCCACCACCGGAUGCAGACGAGGCACGGAGACAACAUGCUCGCAACGUAGCACUGUUUGCAGAAGCAGUUGCGUUCAUGUCCUGGACGGCCUACACGCGAGCGCAGGAACGCCUGAAUCUGGUGGAUGCCGCCUUGUCAACGUCAGACCCUGUCACGAAGCAGAAGCUUAACGACGCGAACAAGCUGCUUGAAACCCUCCGUAGGACAGAAUUAAGCAACAGUCGAAUUUGCUUCGAGACCUUUCGCGAUUUAUACUUAGAAACAGGAAGGGCUAAUGCUAAAAAUCCGGGAAAUAGAUGGGAUCCUCUCCCGAGUGGCCAUCACGCACCAGACAUCAGGGCAUCCAUGGCGGCCGCCUCGGCGUCAUCGGGCGAGGAGACCUCUGAAGCUUCAUCACCGGUUCAGUCUGUGCAGCCAGUUGUGUCCGAUGUCACCAAGACGAACGAGGAGCAAGAAGGCGAUGAGUCCACUACUUAGCCGAAGGAAUGCUCCGACAAGUCCUCAAGUCGCUUCGUAAGGUGCUACGUUUUUUUCAGUACACAUUUCGUCGCGAGCGUGUUAGGUUGCUGAUCACGUCCUGUCACUAGAGGAUAUUGUUUGCGAUAAGCCAGCUACACCCUACGCACUUCUGAAGAAUCAUGGCACUUUUGAGGACAGAGCACGCUGAGGUUAUCUCUGCAAGAUCCGUGUUCCUGCCUCGUGGCGAACUCCGACGCUUCCUCACCAAACCGCAGCAUCCCGCGGCGUAUGCCAAUUGGAAAAACGACACAGACGCACACACAAAGUACUUCGCGACACUGAGGCCAACCGUCGUAUCUCGAAUGCCCCGGAUGUGCUAGCGGACCUGGCGUAUCCGUUUCUCCACGCAUGUCCGUUGCCUCAAUCAUUCAAGUCUCUGCGUGGAAGCAAGCUUCUGGUGCGUCGAUAUGGGCGGAUCCUGACGUUGUUCCACCUCCGCCGGAGGCUCCGACAUUCUGGAGUCUGAGUUUCCUCGUGGUCCGCCGGGAGAUGCAGGAUUCAGUCUAAGCAGGGUCCGGGAGGUUAGGGGGCUAGGCGGGGCAAGACGUACCAGUGGCUAGGAUCGUCGUGCAUAUGUAAGCAUAUGUAAGGAGAGUGUGGCGCAGAAGAAAAACAGCAAGGCGACAGCGGAGAGACAGAAGAGGAAUGUGUGAGGAUGCUGGUGCGCGAACGUCGACAAAUACUGGAUGCACAGAAGGAGACGUGAGUGACGACGUGGAGGAUUCACGCACAUGCACCACUGCCAGCUGGCGAGAAUAUGGAGCUUGAAGGUGACUGAGUAUGACCUCUAGAAUGGAACACCGGCGGGCAAAGACCACUUGCGUCGCUAAUGGUGUUGCACGCUUAGCGUACACGUGGGGGCAGGAGGCAAAGGAGCAGUCAAAGUCACUGGCAAAAAAGGCUUGAUAUGGGGCACCAGGUAAAGGCGUGAAUCAGGAUGUACUGCAUGCUGUGCUUCUGAUAACCGUGGAUCUACACGAUCACAAUUCGCGAACCAAGGGCAACAGGAAUAUUUAGUCAGUCCUCCUUGGGUUCUGCGUUUCACACGGUCUGCGUUCUAACGCCACCUGCAUCCAAAUGUUGAGAUCGUUUUUCGGUUGUUCAGAGGAAACAAAUACCAG